AUGGCGUAUGGUGUCGUGUUGGUAGUGGUGCUAGCUGUUUCCAUAGCAAUAAAUGGCCAACAGGAUUAUAAAUACGACACUCUUCUCUCUGAGGUUUCUGCUCUGAAGAAAUCUAUUUCCAACUUGAAUGCCGAAAUGGAAAAACUCCGGGAGCGGAAUGAUGACAUGAGCGAGAAGCUAAGGGCAGUCAUGAGUUGUCAACGUCCGCCGAACCGGAAUAUCGACGAUCAUCUACCGGGAGAGGGAAGUAAAGAAAAAAGUGAUAUGCUGCACAAAAGAUCUGCAUACACUCCAUCAUUUCACUUGCCCCUGAACAUUUCCAGAGUAGCACUAGGACAAAAGGGUGAAAAAGGAAACUCGGGUAUCCAGGGACCGAAAGGGGACAGCGGGACACCUGGCCCCCAAGGAAUUAAGGGAGACCCUGGACCGGUCGGACCUACACUAUUGCAAGAACAGAUUGGCAAUAAGGGGGUUCAAUCAAAGAUCGCGUUUUCAGCCAGGCUAUUGUAUGCAGUUACACAUAUCGGACAAGGACGAGCUAUUGUGUUUGAUGAAAUAAUUCUAAAUAUCGGACAAGACUACGACCCGUCUUCCGGCAUUUUUCAGUGUAGUAUACCCGGUAUAUACGUGUUCACGUGGUCAAUAGAGGUAAACGCCUCCAAUUCACUGAUAACAGGGAUAUACGUGAAUGGACAGUCAAGACAAUUUCAGUUUGUAGCCGGCUCAUCUUAUAACAUUAACAGUGGUUCUAGCACUAUCGUAUUGGAAUUAACCGGCGGUGACACGGUGUUCAUUGGUGCAUUUAGAACCCCGUCACAUGAUACAGUUGUUGAAUCGGAGUCUUCCCUUUUUUCCGGAUAUCUUCUCAGCUAAA
This is a messenger RNA of Pecten maximus, 874 nucleotides long. Its product is annotated as protein HP-25 homolog 1-like. The record is from RefSeq and is a predicted model, not a curated record. Lineage: Eukaryota; Metazoa; Mollusca; Bivalvia; Pectinida; Pectinidae. The coding region runs from base 1 to 873 and encodes 290 amino acids. Gene Ontology annotation, molecular function: protein binding. The transcript is spliced from 5 exons.